This is a messenger RNA of Melopsittacus undulatus (budgerigar), 1870 nucleotides long. RefSeq names its product C-type lectin domain family 3 member A (gene CLEC3A). Gene Ontology annotation, biological process: ossification. The transcript has 3 exons. Bases 64 to 651 code for a protein of 195 amino acids. NCBI's taxonomy places the organism in Eukaryota, Metazoa, Chordata, Aves, Psittaciformes, Psittaculidae. The record is from RefSeq and is a predicted model, not a curated record.
CUUUCUCUUGUAGCUGCUGAAGAGAAUCUCUUGAAGCUUCUUGCUAAGUUCUUUUAAAGAGACAUGGCACAAACUGGACUUAGGAUUUUUCUACUCAUAAGCAUACUGCUGCUGGAUCAGACCAUCAGCCAGGCUUCCAAAUUCAAAGCCAGGAAGCACAGCAAACGUAGAGUGAAAGAAAAAGAUGACCUAAAGACCCAGAUUGACAAAUUGUGGCGGGAAGUAAAUGCUCUGAAAGAAAUGCAAGCACUUCAGACAGUCUGUCUUCGUGGGACAAAGGCCCAUAAGAAGUGCUACCUUGUAUCAGAAACCACCAAACAUUUUCAUGAAGCCAAUGAAGACUGCAUAACCAAGGGAGGGACACUGGCUAUCCCAAGGAAUCAUGAUGAAACAAACACUCUUCGAGAUUAUGGCAAGAAAAGCAUGCCUAGAGUGUCUGAGUUUUGGUUGGGUAUCAAUGACUUGAUAAAUGAAGGGAAAUUUGUUGAUGUCAAUGGCAUGGUUCUACAGUACUUCAACUGGGAUCGUGCCCAACCAAACGGGGGAAAGCGUGAAAACUGUGUCUUUUUUUCCCAGUCAUCACAAGGCAAGUGGGUGGACGAAGUCUGCCGCACUGCCAAAAGAUAUAUUUGUGAAUUUCUGAUCCCAUAAUUACAUUUACAAAUGACCAUGACCAUGACUAUAUUUUAGGUUAUUAACAUGCAGUUUUGCUUGUGAGCAACCCCUCACACUUUGAUGUUGGAGAGUGAAAAAUAUCUGUCCUCUGCAUUGUACUCGUUCUUUCCUGAAGCAGAAGUUCUCUCUAUUAAUUUAUUUUAUAUUCAGAUGCUAAAAAUGUAAUUUUUAGUGAGUGCUCUCUUUAUGUACAAGAACAUAUAUUGAGUUUUGACCUACAUUAUAUCAUAUUUUGGCAUAUUAUUUCAGCUGUAUUUUCCAGUUCCUAGCAUUUACCUCCUAUUUCUGUACAUUUUACCUCCAUGGUAGGUUAGCAUUUGCUUGAACUCCACACUCCAGUGAAUUUAUUGAAAGUUUACAAAAGAUUGCUGCAUAGUGACAUGUGCCAGUGUGAGGUGUAAGGAUCCUUUUGGUUCCGGUGUUUAAGAGGGACCUUGGGAUAAUGUGAGCUCCUGUGAAAAACUGUCAUUAUCGUCAUGGAGCUUAAAAGGAUGUAUCUGUGAUCAAGAGUUUUUUACUCAUGGGUUAAAAAAGCCCAAUUAAACAGAAAAAUCUGAUGUUAAUUUUUAAACUACUUAUAGUUAAAAGUGAUACACUGCUAGAAAAUGGGAGAAGUGCCUGUUCUAAAACAUCAGUUAGUCUAAACAUACUUGCUUCUAAAUGUCUCAAUUAUGAUUAAAUAUUAGGUGUCAUUUGGAACAUUCUCAUAGAAGAAAUCAGUGUGCGACUAGAUCCCUCCUCCACUGUGCAGUGCCUUAAUAAGAUAUGCAAAAGACUUCUCUCCUGCAGGAUCGGAAGAAUGCAUUACAAUACACACAUUAACAGUGCCUGAAAGCACAAGCAGAAAGGAAGGAUCCUGUUUCUGGGCAUGAUACUGCUCAUUCACCUUCCUUUACAUGGCAGGCAGCACAUUAAUUUGGCACAAAAAAGUGAGGCCAAACUGCACCUCAUCUGGCCACAUACAUAUUUUCCCAAUUUAACACCCAAUAUUUGAAAAUGAAGUAAAAUGUGUUAGUUAUUCUUUGCUGUUCUUAACCUCACAAUAGCGAUUUGCCUUCAUGUUAUGAGUAGCAGUUUCUUUCUUGUGUAAAGGAAUUUCAUUUCAAUAUUUGAAUAUAUUGCUGCUUGGAGGCUAAUUCCUACGUUUACCUAUUUUAGUUGCACAAGAUUUUCUUAAAUUAUGCAAUAAAACUGU